AUGAUUGGCCAACGUACAGUACACGAAAUUGAAACAGUGCUUGUGAAGUUGUGUAGCUGAAAAUCUCUACAGAAAGUCUAGUAUUUUUCACAGUGUAAAAUUCUUUUUUUGCAGUUUUUUUUGGACGAGUACAUGCCAGAAUGGCUGAUGUAGAGAUGAUGGAGUAUGUCGACGAUGUGUAUGAAAUGGAUUGCCCGAAAUUUGUCGAUUUUAGCGUGCCUCAAGUCGUGGACGACAACGCCGAUGAGUGGUUCAACUUUGACCACGAGAAUGGAGUCCCUCUCACUUUUGAUGAUAAAGCCGUCAGCCCCACAGCCCAAGAAACUCCAACGUCGCCUCUCCCUCAAGUCCCCCAAGAAUCACACAGUGUUGUCGGACAUUCAGAAACAGAUACUACACUGCAGGAGUCAUCAGCUCCUGAGAUUACAACCUCAGAAAAGCAGAAAUAUGCUUCACCAAGCGACGAUGUUUCAUCUGCUGAAUCUGAGACUUGUGAGAUGUCAACUGAUAGCAUGGAAGACAAGCCAGCAGUUCCUGAGAGUGCUGUCUGCAACGUAACAGACGAUGAAGCAACAGUGCAGGAAUCCUCAGAUGCAGAGCAAACACAAGCCCUGCCCUCAUCUUGCGUAGAUUCAUCUACAGCUGAGAUGUCAACCGACAGCCUAGAAGACAAGCCACAGAAACCCCAGAUGCAAGAAUCACCGAAACCUCGCAAGCGGUACGGCAACCUUGUCACCAGCUUUGCCAGGAGAGAUGAAGACACAACCACUGCAAGCAGCGAUCACAGCAAACUGGAACAGAAAAAGCCUCGUUCCCGACAACGAUCUGUUGAAGUUGUCUCAAGACCAACACGCAAAUCACCGAGGCUGCACAGCCGACGCUCCGCUGAACCGACGAGACUAAAGCGCCCCAGUAUCGCCUCCCAAGCCAUCAAGAGGCGCUCUGCCAACUCGGCACUGGGCCAUCCGCGCAGCAGGGUGUUGUCCACAGACCAGCCAAUUAGCAAGCGGCGUAAGAUUGGCAGUGAGGUUACCCCGGCCGGCCGGCCAGAUGCAAAGAAAUCCUGCCCCAAGUUGAAAGCAAAGAUCAACCUGACGAUGCCGACCACUCCCACAUUACUAAAACGCAAUUUCGCCAAGCCCAACACCCAGCUGAAGACCACCGAGCAGAUGGAGCUGGACAGGAUUGCCCAGUUCCAACACAAGCUGGCCGCCAUCCGCAAGAAGUCGGCCCUGUCCUACAAGGCUGUCAAGGAGUCUGUGCCGGUCGCACCGGUCCAUGCUGCCGUCCAGCCGACCAGACCCGAGGAGUUCAAAUUUGAGACGGACGCUAGGCUCAAGAGCCACACAAUGGAGACUAGGAAAGACACCAAGAACAAGGACUUUGUGGGCAAUCUGCGGAAAUAUGUGCCAUCUCCAUCCAAACCACAUGGCAUCACCAAGCCCAGGCCGUUCAACUUUUCAGACAACCGGAAGCGAACCCAUGAGGAAUCCUUCUCUGGAGAGAAGAAGGGCUACGAGUUCAAACCGACUGCACUAGCUGUCAGCCAGUUCCAUACCAAGACCCCAGACCGAUUCCGAUCCAAGCCCCUCUCUGAGCAAAACAAAGGACCUGAGCCUGCUCAUGAUCGGCCCAAGAAGGCCAAACUAACCCAGCCCAUGACUCCUGCCUUGGAGUCACGGAAUCGACACAGACCAGUCACAGCCAUCAGCCAGGCACAGCGGGAAGAACAGGAGCUGGCUGACAUGAAAAAUUACAAGUUCAAGGCCAGGCCCGUGGAUCCCCGCGUUAUGAGUAACAUCGCCGUCGGUGUGAAGACGGUCCAUCACAAGGAGCCUACCAAACCCAUCGGCUUUGACUUGGAGAUUGAGAAACGACUGCUGGAGAGAGAGGCUAACAAGGUGCAGACUGAGGAGCGUUAUGAGUUCAGAGCAAGACCCCUGCCGGCUAAGAUCCUAGCUGGCCCUGUGGGUAUUGCCGAGGCUAAAGCUGCAGCCGUCACUAUUCCCAAGUCGCCGGCGUUUGCUCUCAAGGAACGAGUCAAGGUCUACAAAGAGAAAGAACGGGAGAAGGAAAAAGACUCGGAGCAUGAUAGCUCACACAUCAUCAAGGCCAGGCCCAUCCUCCAUGCCGGGGUGCCCUUCAUGCCCAACAUCCAGCACAAGAAGACCGAGCCAGAACCCUUCUCCUUUGAUGAGAAGAUCCAGGAGUCCAAGGCUCGCAAGGAGGCCAAGAUACAGGAGACAUUACGAGAGGAAGAAAGAGCUCGUCAGUUCCGUGCCCAGCCGUUACCAGAUCUGACCUGGUGCAGUGGUGUCCCUGAUAAGAAGGUGAAACCUCCCACCCAGAUGGCCCCCUUUAGCGUGGCCGAGAAGGGUGCCAAGCAGGCUGAAGAGUGGAGCAAGAAGAUGGAGGAAGAAAUCCGAGAUUGCAAGCGUAUGGCCAAUGCCUUCAAAGCUAAGCCAGCCAACAUCCUGUAUGAGGAACCGUUUGUGCCGGAGAAGUCUACCAAGCCAAUGACAGACAUUUCCAACUUCUCCCUGAACACGGAGCGGCGGGCCGACGACCGCAAGGGUUACGAGCAGGCCAAGUAUGAGCGUCAGCUGGCCCAAGACACGGCCCAGGCCCAGAGGGAGGCGGAGAAGGAGGAGGAGUUGCGACAGCAGAUCAGCAAGCAGCGGGCCGACUCCAUCCACAAGGCCAAGCCGGUCAGGCACUACAAGGCCGUGGAGGUGCUUCCCAGCACCAAGCCCCUGACCCAGCCCAAGACCCCCAAAUUCUCAGACAGGACACGGAGAAGCUCCCAUACGUCGUAAAAGUGGCCUUAGGACAGACUAGACCGAUUUAUUCUACCCCGCCUACUGCACAUGGGCAACAUCACAUGUCUGCCAUCAAUGCCAAACUGCAUGUUCAAGCUGCGCGCAUCAUAUGCACAGGUACGUGUACACCUGUCAUACAUGUACAUGUACACCUGUCAUGUACAUGUACACCUGCCAUGUACAUGUACACCUGUCAUGUGCAUGUACACCCGUCAUGUACAUGUACACCCGUCAUGUACAUGUACACCUGUCAUGUGCAUGUACACCUGUCAUGUGCAUGUACACCUGUCAUGUACAUGUACACCCGUCAUGUACAUGUACACCUAUCAAGUACUUGUACACCUGUCAUAUUUUUGUCUACUCAUUAGACGCUUAACCACAACUGUGAAUGGUUCAAACAUCGUGGGGCGGGGUUCAAUGGAUCAAUCUAUUGUUAGUCAAGUCCAUCACUUGUCAUUCAUAGGACUUCCAAUCUCAAGUCAAUUGACUAGCUAUUCAAGUGAAUUGUUACAAAGGCAUUUCUUUGUCGCCAUUUUCCAUCUGUCAAUGUUAUAGGUGACCCUUAUUGUGAUUUGACUUGUGAUUGUCUUGUGGAUGACUUGUCUGCAACCCUGUCGUUGGAGUUGCUUUAAUCACAAGUCGGUGUGGUUUUUAUAUAUGGCAUCUGUUUUAAAUAAUUUUAGUUUUUAAAUGAAGUAGUUUUCCUGUGAAUAAUUUGGAUAAUACUAGUUGCUGGAAAUUUGGAUGCACCAUUAUAAGCUGGGUGACCAUAACUUCAUAAGGUUACGUCGGUAAUGGCUGGCGCAUUGUGCCUGCCUAUUUUUUUUCUCGAAAUAACAAUUAUCAUUCAGUUCUUUGUUGUAGUUGGCAUAAUACAGCCUCCAUUUUGAGGGAUACCCUAGGAGCUUACGCUGAUUGGUUUAUGUGUUCUUGGCCCUUAGAGGGCGCCCUUUCUCUUCCCAUCAGCAGAAUCAGCAUCGCAGAAACAAGGUUUCUGCAUGCUCGUAUUAUGCCAACUGUGAAAGGGGGGAUGAGUAUGUCAUAUGCCAACAAGUUUCUUGGCAUCUUAUAUUCUCCCAAUCCAGGAUGUGCGUUUGAUACCCACUUAUGACUUUGUUGUAAUGAGAUGGAUUGCGAGAUCUUAGUGUCUUGAUUGUUUGUUUUGUUAAUGUGGAAAUGGCAACUGUUAUGUCUUAAUAUUCUUUUGCAGAAUUGGCUGAUGUGUUACUGUCCAUAUCUUAAAAACUAACGCCCUGAAAACUUUUGUGAAAUAUUUGUAACUUUUGGCUCUAAAUUUUAGCUGUGGUGGCCUCCUGACCUAAGAUUUGUCUAAAUCUUUUGUUCUACACCAAAAAAUCCACGUACAAAUAUCAAUUUUGAUAUAUUUUUAAUCCCUAGUAAUUGACAUGUUUGGUUGAAACAUACUUUGUUAACAUUCAAGCAUUUUUGUUUUUGUUACUUAACACAUGUACCAUAUAGCACUAAUUAUUUUCUCUAAUCUUGUAAAUAUACAAAAGGUCUUUUUCCUUUUUGUAAAUCAGCUUUUUGAAUACAUGUAACAUAAUAAGCUGCUUUUUGUCUGUAACGCGUACAGCGAAUUGCAGUAUUGCACAGUUAUUGAGAGUAAGGAUUUCAGCUUAAACAUUUUCAAAACAGGAAGAUUUAACAAAAAAAAAUGCAAUGCAUUAACAAAUAGUUUAUCACAAGCAAAAAAAUGGAAUUGAGAUCUGUUAUGAUUUGCUGGCUUGUAGAAGAACAGAUACUUCCAAAAGCAUACAUUGGAGCUUAGUAUAGCCAAAUGCACCCAGGUUUUAUGAACUGAGAAAUGAUACUGUAAAGUUAAUUUUUUACGGAGUCCAAAUUUUGUACAGGCACAGAUCUGAUUAUUGCAAAGUGGUAUUCCUUUAAGCAUUCUCUAACAUUCUUACAGCAUUUAGCCAUUGUCGUGUUGAAAUUUAUCACAAUUUGGGUUCCUUGUAUGCCAGGCCCCAUGCAGCUUGAUGGCACCAGCGAAGUUUGUUUUGUGAUGCGUGAUUGGAUUUUUUCGGGGGGGGGGGAUUCAAAGUCUCUUCCCACAGUUUAACAAAAUACAAUUAUUUAACUUGGCUGUAGGGUCAUACAAUUAACAGUUUGGUGAUGGGAGAAUCUAGUGAAAUUGAAAACAAUUUUUAAAACAACCAAAGACAAAAAAAUGCAGAACCAGCUAGAAUUAUACUAAUUUUGAAGGUUCAAGUUGUCUUGACGUUUGAAGCUCCGUCGAAUAUUCUUAUUUUUCCCCCCUCCAUUGUAAUUGUGGUCGUGGUAUUUCGUAGUAAGUAGAUAUUUGUACAGUAUGUUUGUAUUAUACUGGUAGUGUUUCUAUUGAUGUUUUUGCCAUUGUUUUAGUGUACACAGACAUGAUUUUAAACUUUGAUGAUUUUUGAUAAUGUUGUGGCGGAAUGGUUUGUAAGACAGAAUAUUUGUCCCGGAAAAAGUGUUAAUAAUAAACACAAUGUACCUAACACAAUAUUCAAAACUGUA
Patiria miniata (bat star) is the source of this 5339-nucleotide messenger RNA. RefSeq names its product targeting protein for Xklp2 homolog (gene tpx2). Gene Ontology annotation, biological process: activation of protein kinase activity; regulation of mitotic spindle organization. The record is from RefSeq and is a predicted model, not a curated record. Gene Ontology annotation, cellular component: microtubule; spindle. Bases 141 to 2816 code for a protein of 891 amino acids. Lineage: Eukaryota; Metazoa; Echinodermata; Asteroidea; Valvatida; Asterinidae. The transcript is spliced from 13 exons.